Molecule: messenger RNA, 686 nt
Organism: Nilaparvata lugens (brown planthopper)
Lineage: Eukaryota; Metazoa; Arthropoda; Insecta; Hemiptera; Delphacidae
Gene: RpL35
Product: 60S ribosomal protein L35
Exons: 4
Coding region: 291-662 (123 amino acids)
Biological process (GO): maturation of LSU-rRNA from tricistronic rRNA transcript (SSU-rRNA, 5.8S rRNA, LSU-rRNA); translation
Cellular component (GO): cytosolic large ribosomal subunit; ribosome
Molecular function (GO): structural constituent of ribosome; mRNA binding
Source: RefSeq, a predicted model, not a curated record
AUUUUCCUUCCACUCCCAUUGACAGCCAGUUAAGGCAACUUAAUAGCAGUGAAUGGUUUGAUAAUUUUAUAUUUUUUAAUAUUCAUAUUUGAUUCUACUACAGAAAAAUAUAUUUUAAAUAACAAGCGGAAUGAUAUUUCCAAGAGUUUGAUGUGAAUUGUGAUUGACAAAUUCUAAUUUCAUUUCGGCAAUUAUUCAACUUUACGGCUUGUAAGUUGUAAGGUUGUUGAAACUGGUAUAGAUUUCUUUUCCGUUCGGAACAAACGCGAUUGUUCCUCUACGUUGCGAAAAUGGGGAAAGUCAAGUGUUCUGAACUUCGUAACAAGGACAAGAAGGAUCUUGUCAAGCAGCUAGAUGAGUUGAAAACCGAACUCACCAACCUGAGGGUUGCCAAAGUUACCGGUGGGGCUGCAUCAAAGCUGUCAAAAAUCCGCGUCGUAAGGAAAGCAAUCGCACGAGUGUACAUUGUUAUGCACCAGAAGCAAAAGGAGAACUUGAAGAAAUUCUUCCUUAAGAAGAAGCACAAGCCAUUGGACCUGAGACCAAAGCUGACCAGGGCCAAGAGGAGGGAACUCACAAAACACGAGAAGAAACUGAAGACCAUGAAGGAGAUCAGGAAGCGAAGUGUCUUCCCCCCCAGGAAGUUUGCUGUUAAGGCUUGAAUAAAUUUUUUUAUUUGAAUCGCA